Messenger RNA from Nicrophorus vespilloides, 1657 nucleotides. RefSeq names its product protein henna. Lineage: Eukaryota; Metazoa; Arthropoda; Insecta; Coleoptera; Silphidae. The record is from RefSeq and is a predicted model, not a curated record. The transcript is spliced from 6 exons. Gene Ontology annotation, molecular function: phenylalanine 4-monooxygenase activity; iron ion binding. Gene Ontology annotation, biological process: L-tyrosine biosynthetic process; L-phenylalanine catabolic process. The coding region runs from base 131 to 1486 and encodes 451 amino acids.
GACGAAGAAACAACCGUGGCAAGUGCGAAGCAUAAGAAGUCUCUCUCUCGUCCUUUUUUUUAAUCCACAAAAACCGGUGAAGUUUUCGUAGUUUCUACUACUCGCUUAUUGAUUAACAGAAGUUGCGAAAAUGAUGGGACCACAGAAAAAAGUCGCCGGAAAUCCAGACGAUGUGCCGAUACUGAUGCCUGGUGGAAAUUAUAUCAAAGUUGGAAAGGACUCGGCUCAAAGCAUCUACUUGAUUUUUUCACCACAUUCUGAAGAAGUCGGAAUCCUGGCUAGAUAUUUGAAAAUAUUUGAAAACCAUCGUGUUAAUUUGUUCCACAUCGAAUCCAGAGCUUCCACGAGGAUGCCAAAUAAGUAUGAGUUCGUGGUGGAAUGUUGUCCUGAUGGAGAUAUCGAAGCAGCGAUAAGCGAUAUUAAGGAUCUGAGCGAUUACUUCAACAUUAUCACCAGAAAUUAUAAGGACAACAAGGAGUCGGUGCCGUGGUUCCCGAAUCGCAUCCGAGACUUGGAUCGCUUCGCAAACCAGAUUUUAUCUUACGGCGCAGAGCUUGAUUGCGAUCAUCCAGGAUUCACCGAUCCCGUUUACAGAGCGAGGAGGAAGUAUUUCGCUGAUAUUGCAUAUAAUUACAAGCACGGACAACCGUUGCCUCACGUCGAUUACACCAAGGAGGAGAUCGAUACUUGGGGACAAGUCUUCAGGCAACUCACCAAGCUGUACCCGACUCACGCCUGCAAGGAGCACAACCACGUUUUCCCACUUUUGGUUCAAAACUGCGGAUACAGGGAGGACAACAUCCCGCAACUCGAGGACAUAUCCAACUUUCUGAAGGACUGCACCGGUUUCACUUUACGCCCAGUGGCAGGACUCCUUUCGUCUCGCGAUUUCCUCGCCGGUUUAGCCUUCAGGGUGUUCCAUUCCACGCAAUACAUCAGACACUCCAGCAGACCACUCUACACCCCGGAACCGGACGUCUGUCACGAAGUUCUCGGACACGUGCCACUCUUCGCCGAUCCAUCUUUUGCCCAGUUCUCCCAAGAAAUCGGUUUAGCCUCUUUGGGAGCCCCAGAUGAUUACAUCGAGAAAUUGGCAACGUGCUUCUGGUUCACGGUGGAGUACGGUCUGUGCCGCGAAAACGGACAACUGAAAGCCUUCGGCGCCGGGCUUUUGUCCUCCUACGGAGAAUUGAAGUACGCACUCGAAGACAAAGCCGAAGUUCGUCCAUUCGAACCGGCAAAAACGGCCCUCCAAAAGUAUCCCAUCACUGAGUACCAACCAGUCUAUUACGUUGCUGAAAGCUUCGAAGACGCCAAAGAUAAAAUGAUCAAAUACGCAUCAACGAUUCCAAGAGGGUUUGGAGUCCGCUACAGCGCUUACACCCAAAGCAUAGAUGUUCUGGACUCGAAGCCACAGAUCGAAGGUCUUAUCACCAACAUUAACCAGGAGAUGCAGAUCUUGAUGGAUGCUCUGAAGAAAUUGUAGAUACAAGUUGCAUUGCUACAAUAUAUUAAAAACACGUAGAUAUUAAGAUUUCUUUUAAUGUAAAAUGAUUUGUUUUUUAAUAGUGCAUAUUUACCGAUAAUUAUUAUUAUAUAUUAUAAUAUACAUGAUAAUUAUAUGCUUAAGUUCGUGUUAGGCGCAAUUAAUAUUUUG